GACAUAACUUUUAGUUAAGAUAUACAUUGCUGUUUUCCCUGUUCACAUCGUGGCAAUCUUAAUAUGCGCCCCACUGAAACGUGCAUAAUAUAUUUCUGGUGGUUAAUGGUGCGUUUUAAGAUAAAUGUACGAAUAUUUUAGUUCCUGAACGGAACUGUGUUAGGAUAACAAGAUAAAGGACUUAAAUGUAUUCCCACGUAUACUAAUAAUGUGCCAUACAGUAAGUCGGCCAAGUAAGAAGAAUGAAUUCAACCCCAGAAAAAAAAACAGUCGUUGCGCGACAUAAAACUACAAUAACCAACGGACUCGCUGUCUCUGUAUUUCGACACACAUGCCAGCGCUGUUGAAUUACGUCAUGCUCUGGUGACUGUUCGACGAAUGACUGUUGGAAGUGUUUUGGCAAGGGACAGCUGUAUAACUUCACUGGAAGAGACCAUGGUUUACCUGAAGCGGGAGCCAGGCCCAUGAAGCGAAAGCCCUGUGGCUAAAUAUGGCCUCCGAACUGCACGAGACCAUAUUUAUGGCCAAGCAGGAGCGACACAAGAACCUGUUCCUGAACUACAGGAACCUGAACAUUUUCCCAGUGGAGCUCCUGAAGGAUGAGGGCCUGCAGUUCCUUGAGAGGCUGUACAUGAAGAGGAACUCGCUCACCAGCCUGCCUGAAAAUUUGGCCCAGAAACUUCCGAACCUCAUAGAGCUAAGUCCGGGUUCCAUUUGGAUGUGGCCCAGCUGGAUGGUCCUGCAGACAUUUCUUUGGUAUCUCCAUUCAAACAACAUUGUCAUUAUUCCUGAAGCCAUCGGCAACUUGGCCAAGUUACAGUCCCUGGACCUGAGCGACAAUGCCCUGCAGGUGGUCUGUCCUGAAAUCGGCCGGCUGAGGUCAUUGCGGCACCUGAGACUGGCUAACAACCGCCUGAAGUUCCUCCCACCAGAUCUAGGACGCUCCCGGGAGCUGCAGUUUGUCUUCGUCGACAACAACAUCCACCUGAAGGGCCUUCCAUCUUACCUGUAUAACAAGGUCAUCGGCUGCAGCGGGUGUGGGUCGUCCAUGCAGGUGCUUGAUGCGAAGCUGCUGUCCGUCAGCCUGGGCGACGUGUCCAUCCCGCUGCCAGCAGAGGUGAAGGCCAUCGGCUCGGAGGCAGAGCUGGUCCUGCCUCUGGAGGAGCUGGCCAUGAGAUCUUUGUACUCCAGUUUCAGCCUGUUGCUGAGGAAGCCGGACUUCCUGCCUCCCAUGGCGCUGCCACGGAGUCUGCUGGAGCUUCUCUACUGCCCCCUGGGGCAUUGCCACCGCUGCAGUCAGGCCAUGUUUACCAUAGUCUAUCCCAAGCUGUUCCCCCUCAGGGAGACGGCACUGGCGGGGGUGCAUGGCAGGACAACGGUGAGCUUCGUGGCUUACUGCUGCUCCGGUCAGUGUAUGCGGACCUUCGACCUUCAGAGCUGAUCCCUAGGCCUGGUGCUGCCCCCCCCCCCCCCCACCCCUCCAUGAUAAAACGAAGAAGAGGACUGGAGCUCACGUCGGCGUGCCGAGGACCUCCCAACUGAGGCCAAGCCAGAAUCCCAGUGGCCUCCCAGCCCAGGACUCUAACUGGACGGGCACGUCUAAACACAGAACAGAGCCACUUGGCUGGGAUUUCACGCCGUCAUUAAGUGACCUGUUUUAAUAUAGUUUUUUUUUUUUAACACAAAGCUACUACUUUGGCUGCUGACUGAUGAGGAAUGAGAAGAGUUUGUAAAUACUGUCAGCAGCCUGAAAAGAGGUCUAUUUUUCAUCUGCGAGUAGCACACACUUAAUUUACACUAAAAUAUGGCUUUCAAUUAUUUUUGUCUGCAUCCCACUCAGAUGGAUAUUUGUCAUAUUUUUGUACAAGGCAAGAAACUAAUAUAGGGGACCCCUCAUCUGCAAUAUGGAACACAGAAAACUAGGGAGACUCAAUGACAGGUUUGUAUUUCUACCGAAGACCUGUUCUGUCCCUGAAGCUGGCAGAGUGUCGUCCAGCUGCCGUUAAAUCACCUGAAUGCACCGUUCAGGAGACUGUUCUCAGACUUGGAAACCGGGGUGGUUGUUUACAGCCCUGAUUCUGUUUCCUUAUCUGAUUUUUGCAGAUCUGUUGAUGGUGAAUGUGUAUUUUUAACAGCGUGGCCCGUUAGAGGUGAAGCUGUUUUGCUUUGCAGCUGUGCAUGUGGUGUGUUUGAGAAAAUGAAAAUGUGCAGAUUUUUUGUUAUAAAUGGCGUGCUUUUCCACACGGGGGCCUGACUUCCAACCCGCCAUUCUCCGUGGUGUUUGUGUCGUGUUUACGUGGACAGCUGAUCCAUCUCGGCCCUGCCGCUUUCAUAGUGACCUUUCCCGUGGCUAUAGCAGACCGGGACUCGUUCCAGGUGUGAUUCGUGUAUGUGUACCAAUUCUCCUCAGUAAUUAACAACACUGUAAAUGUGAAGAAUAAAGUCAGAAACACUUUGUAGGCCAUACGUCGCCCUGGUACGAUUUCAGCCUGGAUAUGUGAGAUGAAACUGACAUUUGGAGUGAAAUCUGCUCGUUAGCAUCCAGACGCAUAGUAAACAGCAAGGAGAGCGAUGGAGUCCUCAGCCUGGGUGUUUAUGAAAUGGGACUGACAGGCAAACCCUUUCGCUUAGACACCCACCACGCGUGUGUUCCUCACCAAAGGCAGCAAGGUCGCUGGACCCUCAUGUCAAUGCUGUCUGGCUGUAAAGUGAACUGGCUGUAAAGUCUGUGUGAGCAGUAGACGAGUUGGACUCAGUGCUCAGAGUGAAUACGACAAACUUCAUGAUGCUCCAGAGUCCAGUGAAGCUGCCCGUAAUCUGUACUGUCCGGGAUUAGCGGACGGUGCCGGGGCUCUCUGACGUUAGCGAUGUUGUGAAGCUUUACCACUGCCCUCCUGACGUGUGUUUCAGAAAUAAAUGACUUGCUAUGCUGAAA
Paramormyrops kingsleyae is the source of this 2935-nucleotide messenger RNA. RefSeq names its product leucine rich repeat containing 28 (gene lrrc28). Gene Ontology annotation, molecular function: protein binding. NCBI's taxonomy places the organism in Eukaryota, Metazoa, Chordata, Actinopteri, Osteoglossiformes, Mormyridae. Gene Ontology annotation, cellular component: cytoplasm. The record is from RefSeq and is a predicted model, not a curated record.